Molecule: messenger RNA, 854 nt
Organism: Psylliodes chrysocephalus
Lineage: Eukaryota; Metazoa; Arthropoda; Insecta; Coleoptera; Chrysomelidae
Source: the annotation of a GenBank genome assembly
AUUAUUCAAGGUUGAUAAGGCUUUAACUGAAAGUACAUUGUUAACGGUCAGUUCUUUUUGUGACUUUUAGUGAGUACGUUAACAGUAAAAAAAUGGACCGCUGGAUAGGAAAAGUUGCUGUUGUUACAGGCGCAAGUUCUGGGAUUGGGGCUGCAAUUGCAAAAGCUCUUGUAGAAAAAGGUCUACUUGUAGUCGGUAUUGCCAGAAGAAUCGAAAAAAUCGAAGAUCUAUCAAGAAGUUUAACAGACCAACCAGGUAAAUUAUUCGCUCUACGAUGUGACGUCGUUAAAGAAGAUGAUAUUUUAAGAUCUUUUCGUUGGAUCGGAGAAAAUGUCGGACCCAUCCACAUUUUAGUCAACAAUGCUGGUUUAACGAGACCAACCAAUUUGACUGAGGGUUCUACAGAUGAUUGGAGAAAAAUUUUUGACGUCAACGUCAUGGCAUUAUGUAUUUGCACCAGAGAAGCCAUCAAAGUCAUGCGUCAAAAGAAAAUAGCCGGACACAUAAUUCAUAUCAAUAGCGUGGUUGGUCAUCAAGUGCCCGUUUUGCCCAAGCCGAAUUUCAAUGUUUAUCCGGCAUCCAAGCACGCUGUUACAGCACUAACUGAGACUUUGAGACAAGAACUUUGUUACAAUCAUUCUCCUAUUAAAGUUUCGAGUAUUAGUCCAGGACUUGUUACGUCUGAAUUCCAGGAUAAUUUUCCUAAUGAUGGAACGAAGGAGGCACUGGGAGAACUUAAUGCUUUAAAACCGGAUGAUGUUGCAGAAGGUGUUGUUUAUGUGCUUGGCACAGCACCGCAUGUUCACGUUCAAGAGCUCAUGAUACGACCAUUGGGAACUCUAAUUUGACCAGAG